AUGGAAAAUGUUGUUAUAAAUAUGCAAAAAUGCUCCAUAAAUUUAAUAACUGUUAUUUAACUUUAAAUAUAAUUUCAGGGAAAUAUUAUAGCACAUUGUAAAUAUUUAUCUUAAGAAAAUUGUGAAGUUUGUAUUAGAGGGGAAUGUUUAGAAUCAUAGAUAAUAAUACAUCCUUUUGAUAUAUAUAUUACAAGAGUAGAUUAUAAUUUAUCAUCUGAUUUUAAUAUAAUACAAUUCUCUUGCAUUUUAUAUUGUAAUAUUUGCAUCAAUGAUUAUUGUUUGUAAUGUGCAUAAGGUUUUUAUUUAAAUUAAAUAAAAAACUUAUGUGAAACAUAUUGUGUAGACUCUAUUUUAUAAGGUAAUGAAUAAUGUGAUGAUGGUAAUUUGAAUAAUUAUGGUGGUUGUUCAAAUUGUAAAUUAAUUUAAUAUUAACUAUGCGAUGAUACAAUAGAAUUAUCAAAGUAACAUUGUUCAGUAAGCCAUUUAGGCAAAUUUUUAAAUGUUAAGAUGGUUUUCUAGAAAAUGAUGUUUGUAUUUCAAUUUGUGGAGAUGGAUUACUUAAUUUAAUAGAAGAAGAAUGUGACAUUAAAGAAGAUUAAGGAUGUAUAAAUUGUAAAAUUUAGAAAGGAUACAUUUUUGGAUAAUUAAACUUUUCUAUUUUUCGUACUUGUGAUAUAUUAAUGCACUAAAUGCACAACAUUCAAUAAUAUAUCAUUAUUAUGUCUCUCAUGCAUAGAUGGUUCUUAUCCAAUUGAAGAUAAAUGUUUUUAAUGUGAUACAAAUUGCAUUACUUGCAAUAAAUAAUCCAAUAUGUGUAUGUACUUCUUGUUUUAGAAAUGAUUGUAAUUUUUGUGAAUCUACUCCUGGUCUAAUUGCAGAUAUUAAAUCUAAAUAAUGUAUAUCAAUUUGUGGAGAUGGAAUUUAAGUGUAAUUUUAUGAAUAAUGUGAUGAUCAUAACUAAAAUGAUGGUGAUGGCUGUGACUCUUAAUGUUAUUUAGAAUAUUUUAAUGAGGAUCUUAAAUAAAUUAAGAGUUAUUAUGUAUUUGAUAAGAAUACAUAUGAUUUAAAUCUAAUUAAUAUUUCAGAACAUAUUAUACUUCUAUGCAACAAUACAAAUGUUAUUAUAGAAAAUAUUGAAUCAUAAUUUUACACUGAUACUUCCAAACAAGUUGAUGGCUUAACUUGUAAAUUAUAAUUUCAUUUCAUGAAGUCUGUUUUAAAUUCAAUACAAUUCAUGUGAAAAUAUAAUAUUCCAAAGUCACCAAUAGGAUGCUUUAUGAAUAAGAUAGUUUAGUAUUUCAUUUUGAUAUAGAUCCAAAUUAAUAUAUUGUUUUAAGCGAAGAUGAAGUAAUAUUAAAAGAUUAAAUAAAAACUGUUUAAUUAUCCUUUAAUUUUAUCUUUCUUAUUUUAAUACCAAUUUCUAUUGUUACUAAUCUUUUUGAAUAUUAAUGGGCGGUAUUGGAGAUAUUAAGUUGGAUCAAUAAUUUUUACUUUCUUCAUGUCAAUUAUCCUUUUAAUUUAGAAAUAUUUUUAUUAAAUUGUGACUGGUCAUCUUUCAUUAGUUUUCCAACUUAUCAAGAAUUGAAUUAACCUGAUUGUAAUUACUAUUUUGAAGCUCCCAAUCAAAUUUAAAAACAAAGGAAUUGA
This is a messenger RNA of Paramecium pentaurelia, 1647 nucleotides long. Lineage: Eukaryota; Ciliophora; Oligohymenophorea; Peniculida; Parameciidae. The record is from the annotation of a GenBank genome assembly.